Messenger RNA from Rosa chinensis, 465 nucleotides. Its product is annotated as tropinone reductase homolog. The transcript is spliced from 2 exons. Gene Ontology annotation, molecular function: oxidoreductase activity. The coding region runs from base 1 to 465 and encodes 154 amino acids. NCBI's taxonomy places the organism in Eukaryota, Viridiplantae, Streptophyta, Magnoliopsida, Rosales, Rosaceae. The record is from RefSeq and is a predicted model, not a curated record.
AUGUCAGAAUAUGCAUUGGAAGAUUUGUCAAGCAUGAUGAGUACAAAUGUUGAAUCUCCCUACCAUCUUUGUCAGCUUUCUUAUCCUCUCUUGACGGCCUCAGGAAAUGGAAGUAUUGUGUUCGUCGCCUCCAUUGCCGGUAUAAAAGCUCUAACAAGACUAUCUGCCUAUGCAGCAACGAAAAGUGCCGUCAUCCAAAUUUCGAAGAAUUUGGCAUGUGAAUGGGCAAAAGAUGGCAUUCGCAGAAACACUGUAACACCAUGGGCAGUUAACACCGGCGUUAAAGUUGAAAAUGAUGAUCAUUCUGACGAUUUCAGACAGCUAAUAGGUCUAAUUCCGAUUCGCCGCAUUGCUGAGCCUAAUGAAAUAUCGUCACUGGUCACUUUUCUCUGCCUUCCUGCUGCUUCUUACAUCAAUGGACAAGUUGUUAGUGUUGACGGAGGAUUUACAGUUAGCAGUUUCUAG